This is a messenger RNA of Daldinia decipiens, 1454 nucleotides long. RefSeq lists its product as uncharacterized. Lineage: Eukaryota; Fungi; Ascomycota; Sordariomycetes; Xylariales; Hypoxylaceae. The transcript is spliced from 2 exons. The record is from RefSeq and is a predicted model, not a curated record. Gene Ontology annotation, molecular function: methyltransferase activity. The coding region runs from base 285 to 1310 and encodes 341 amino acids.
GAUUUUAUUUGAAUUCUGUACGUUGAUCUCGUAAUAUGUCGUUUAAGUGUUACAGAGGGCAUGUUGACUGAUCUAAUCCUUCCUAUCCUUUACCUUAGUUGGUGCUUCUAGCUCCGGUUCAUUAUUCCUCCUUGUGCCGAUUGCCAUAUUCCCCCCCUUUUUUUCGCUCUGGCUAUAUAUAGCGCGGGCAAUCUCUUCUGGUCUUUAGAAUAGCAAUCGAGGUUUAUUAAUAUAAUUUUGGUAUUGUCGGUCUACCUGCUACAUUCACUAUAAGUCCACCGAAAAUGCAUCAAAAGGCCUCUAUACCCGUCACCGAUAUUCGUCGUUCAAAGUUUGAGACGGAUAUUCCCAAGCUGGUUCUCGACGGUCUUUCGAAACAGCCAAAGACGCUACCUGCCCUCCUCUUUUACAGUUCUGAUGGGUUGGUACACUGGGAUCGACACUCGCGCGGGCCGGACUUCUAUCCGAGGCUUGAAGAGAUGCAAAUAUUGAGAAACGAAGCUCAUAAUAUGGCAUCCGGGAUUGCUAAACAUAGUGUCAUCGUCGAUUUGGGUAGUGCGAGUCUCGACAAAGUACUUUUUCUCCUCCAAGCUUUAGAAGCCCAGGAGAAGGAGGUUACAUACUACGCGUUAGACCUUAGUGAAGAACAGCUCCGAAACAGUAUGGAGGAGAUCCCAAUGCAAAUGUUCAAAUACGUUCGGUUCGGUGCCCUCUAUGGCACUUUCGAAGAUGGAAUCCACUGGCUCAGGGACGCCCCAGAAGUCCGUGAUCUUCCUCACUACAUACUCUUGCUUGGCCUGACGAUUGGAAAUUUCUCACGCGAGAAUGCGGCUGCUUUUCUCAGUCAAAUCUCGACUAACGCACUUUCCAAGAAUCCUAAAAAUAGCAGCAUCCUCAUCACCAUAGACAGUUGCAAGAUACCCACCAAGAUCUUACGAGCCUAUACUUCUGAUGGUGUUGUUCCUUUCGCACUGACUGCUCUAGGAUACGCAAAUCAUCUAAUGGGCCUGGGGAAUGAGACUGGACCGGCAUUUUCCCCAGAUGAAUGGGACUAUCUCAGUGAAUGGAAUUUUGUCCUUGGCAGACAUGAGGCAUCUUUGAUACCAAAGGGCCAUGACAUCAGACUUGGAGGAUCUCUACAUGAUAUAAUUGUUAAUAAGCAUGAGAAAGUUCGGUUUGGAUGCAGCUAUAAAUAUGCCGAGGAAGAAGUGAAAGCACUCUUCGAAGCUGCAGGCCUUAAUUGCGUUGCAACUUGGUCGAGGGACAAUUGUGACGUUGCAUUUUUUCAGCUUCAACCGGACGCAAAAUGAGUUUCGUCAACGGAAACAGGAUGACAACUUCGUAGAGGGGCACAUCAUCGUUCUAAGAUAGCUAUUUAAUACUCUUACAAUUCCCCAGGCUCCAUUGAAUGAUCGCAAUCGUUUCUUAUGAUGAUAACUACUAAAUGAAUUUCA